GCAAUUUAUUGACAUUCAUUAGCAGAGCAGCUUAAGGGGAAUAGUGUGAAAAAUUUUCACAUUCCUAUUUCUUCAAUUAGUUUAAUCGAAAUAAAUGAAUAAUCUAUCAGUUUUUGAUACAAAAUCAGACACGUAAGAAUUAUACUAUUGUUAAUAAAAAUGUCAUAUAACAUAGACGAGAUGAGCUGGACAGAUGUACGGAAUUUGUUCAGGAAGUGGCGAGAUGAUAAUGAACGAAAAAGUGACGAUGUAAUGCAACUGUGGGACGCAAUCCUCUCGGAUAAACAGAAUAAACUCGGUAAUGAACGUCACCUCGUGCUGGAACAAGUGAUGAUAGCCGCCCUUGAUUGCAAUCGGAUAGAAACAGCAGAAGACUGCAUACGGGUGCUGAUCGCUGAAUUUCCCGGCAGCUUACGUAUACAGAAGUAUAAAGCCAUGGUGUUGGAAGCAUUGGAGCGUUACGAUGAUGCACUAAAUGUUUUGGAUCUAAUUAUUAAAAAGGAUGAAACAAACGCAGCUCCGCGGAAACGGAAAGUAGCUAUUUUCAAAGCUCAAGGUCGCACAACCGAUGCCAUUCGGGAACUGUGCGACUAUAUGAAACGUUUUAUGUCGGACCAGGAAGGAUGGCAUGAGCUGUGUAGUUUGUAUUUGGCUGAGGGUGAAUAUGCAAAGGCUGCUUUUUGUAUGGAGGAAUUGCUUCUGCACAAUCCGCACAGUCAUCUGAUUCAUCAGCGGUUAGCCGACAUUCGCUAUACCAUGGGGGGUCUGGACAAUAUCGAAAUAGCAAAAUCUUAUUACUGCCAAGCAGUGAAGCUUAACCAAAAUAAUCUCCGUGCUUUGUAUGGACUUUUCUUAUGCUGUGGACAUAUUGCUAAUUCGAAGUCCGCAACUCACAAGCGAAAGGAAGUUCAAAAAUUGGCUCAGUGGGCAAUUGGGCAAAUUCAGCACAAAACGGCGCCCUCUGUGCAAUCGUCUACUAAAAUUGGUGAUUUGUCAGCAAAACAGCCUAAGUAUGAAAUGAACGCCUUGGAGCAGGCCUUCGGUGGUUUAGAUAUUGCCAAAGCAAAUUGACCAACUGACCAGUUUUAACACCGUAUAUUCGAGGGUGGUUUACCAUCACGUAAUUUAUGCAUGCUGUCACCCCUACCAUCCAUAGUGGUCAAACUGAUGUAUCUAAACUUUACUCUAUUGUGGGUGUUUUUCCGCUUAACUUCUUUUCGAAAUAUGAUACGGAAUUUUUAAUAGUCGCUGUAUAUUGCAUUGAAUGAAGUAAAAAAAUCGCAUUUAUAUUCUCAAUGAAUAAAUUGUGUACACUAUUUUAGAAAUACUGUUUUUAAAAUCACGUAAAUCUGAAAAGGUAUUUUCACAAACUAAGGUCUAAUGUAGCUAAUUUUUCCGCAUUUUCAUGUAGAUGGUUUUUCAGUAAAAAGUAACACCUGCACAGUAUAUGUACCAUUUGAACAUUUUAGUAGCCAACUAAUCUAUUUAAUAAAUAAAAGGUAUUUAGAUUAAAAUGUCGGUGGUAAUGAGAGAUAGGAUCAAAAAUUAAUAAAGUUUAUAUGGUUUA
This is a messenger RNA of Wyeomyia smithii (pitcher-plant mosquito), 1567 nucleotides long. Its product is annotated as ER membrane protein complex subunit 2-like. The transcript is spliced from 4 exons. Gene Ontology annotation, cellular component: EMC complex. Gene Ontology annotation, molecular function: protein binding. The record is from RefSeq and is a predicted model, not a curated record. Gene Ontology annotation, biological process: protein folding in endoplasmic reticulum. The coding region runs from base 160 to 1071 and encodes 303 amino acids. Lineage: Eukaryota; Metazoa; Arthropoda; Insecta; Diptera; Culicidae.